AUGGCAAGACCACCCGGCUGUGGUUACGUACUAAUAUUGUGCCUAUUUGUAUCUGAGACCGUCUUAUCUGAUAAAGUGCGAAAUGUUUUGAUAUUAUUAGCGGACGAUGGCGGUUUCGAGCUGGGCUCGUAUUUGAACAAAAUAUGCCAGACCCCUAACAUAGAUGCCCUUGCCCGGCGCAGUUUACUCUUCAAUAAUGCUUUCACUUCGGUCAGCAGCUGUUCACCGAGCCGUGCGGCCCUAUUGACGGGCACCCCGAGUCAUCAGAAUGGAAUGUACGGACUGCACCAGGGCGUUCAUCACUUCAACUCGUUCGAUAACAUCACCAGUUUGCCGAACGUGUUGCGGCAAAAUGGAAUUAUGACGGGUAUAAUCGGUAAGAAACACGUAGGGCCCGACAGCGUUUACAAGUUCGACUACGAGCAGACCGAGAUGAACAACCAUAUCAACCAGGUCGGUCGCAACAUCACACACAUCAAGCUGCUCACCAGGGAGUUCCUCGCCAAAGCUAACAAGGACAAAAAACCAUUUUUCCUCUACAUUGGUUUCCACGAUCCACAUCGAUGCGGCCACAGCGAGCCACAGUACGGCCCGUUUUGUGAGCGUUUCGGCUCAGGCGAAGAAGGUAUGGGUACUAUACCCGACUGGCAGCCGUGGUAUUACCAGUGGGAUGAGGUGCAGCUCCCAUAUUUCGUGCAGGACACAGAGGCAGCUAGAAGAGAUAUUGCUGCGCAAUAUACGACUAUGUCACGACUCGACCAAGGUGUUGCAUUGGUCCUUAAAGAGUUAGAAUCAGCUGGCCAUGGAGAUGACACGUUGAUUAUCUACACGUCUGAUAAUGGUAUACCAUUCCCGUCCGGCCGAACUAAUUUCUACGAUCCUGGUGUUAGAGAACCUCUCAUCAUCUCAUCUCCCAACCCUACUGCUAGGAGAAACCAAGCUUCAGGGUCCAUGGUCAGUCUGCUGGACAUUAUGCCUACGGUUUUGGACUGGUUUGGCCUUCCGUGGGAAGAAGAAACCAAUGAUGUCGUUCAGACCGACAAACCCAAGAGUUUGCUACCUAUAUUGGAGAAAGAACCUCCGUUCUCCGAGGACGAAGCGGUAUUCCUCUCGCAGACGCACCACGAGAUCACGAUGUACUACCCUAUGCGGGCCGUGCGCACGCGCCGUUACAAACUCAUACACAACCUCAACUUCGGCAUGCCCUUCCCUAUCGAUCAAGAUCUCUACGUAUCGCCCACCUUCCAGGACAUACUAAACCGCACACGCAGCAAACAGAGCCUGCCGUGGUAUAAAACUUUGAAGCAAUAUUACUACCGGCCGCAGUGGGAACUGUACGAUAUACGCGCUGACCCAGCUGAGACUAACAAUUUGCAUGGCAAACCUUCACUGGAGCAAGUAGAAGCAGGUCUCCGAGAGCGGCUGCAUCACUGGCAGAUGGCCACCCAGGACCCCUGGCUGUGCUCGCCCGACGCCGUGCUGGAGCACGAUGGGGCUGACUCGGACAGUGUGUGUCGCAGCCUCGACAAUGGACUUCUACAUUACUACACGCGAUAA
Arctia plantaginis is the source of this 1557-nucleotide messenger RNA. NCBI's taxonomy places the organism in Eukaryota, Metazoa, Arthropoda, Insecta, Lepidoptera, Erebidae. The record is from the annotation of a GenBank genome assembly.